AUCACAGCAUCAUAGCAUCAGCAACAUCAGCUGCAGAUAUUGAGAGAUACGCGCCGGCAUCAGUGACAGUCGAUUGGCUGCAAUCAAGGUGACAACACCACGGCGCGGCAAGCGAACAGAACAAGUGAAGUCAAUUAGCAGUGAAUAGUGAAUAGUGAGUCACAAUAGUGAAUACCUGCAUAGACAGUGCUCAAGUGAACUCACCCAGUGUGGUAAAGUGCCCAGAGACAAGUGCAGCGAGCGAUAUGGUGAUGCUGCAGUCACCAGUGCAAAAGCCUAGCGAUAGCAUCGGGGCACAGCCCACGGCCGUCGGCGGCCUGAUGAGUCCCAAUUCGAAUCCGGAUUCGCCCAAGUCAAACACCUCGCCCGAUCUGGCCAACGUGGGCAGCAAUGUGGGCGCCGAGCUGGUGUCGGUGUCCAGCACUGCGACCAGUGCCAGCACAUCCAUCAGCGCUCCCGUGGCCAAGUUGCCCAAGUUUAUCAUAGCCGCCAGUGGGCAGGCGGCCAAGCAGGAGCAGGAGCUGCGCUACUCCAUUGAGCGCUUGAAGCAGAUGAGCAACGAGAGUGCGGGAAUGCUCAGUCGCCUCACGCCCACACAAGAAGAUGCCGACAAGGAGAAGACCAACAACAACAACAACAAUAACAAUAACAACAACAAUAACCUGGCCAACAACAACAAGAGCAACGUGCGCCGCUCACAGUCACCGCCCGCCUCGGGAGUCGGCGUCGGCGUCGGCGUCUUCCCAUUGCCAGCGCAGCAGCGAAAGCUGCUGGAGCUGAGCGCAGUGCGUCACUUGGCACGGCCGGAGCCAUUGCAGCAUCCACAUGCCGCACUGUUGCAACAGCAUCCGCAUCUGCUGCAGAAUCCACAGUUUCUAGCCGCUGCCGCCCAGCACCACCACCAUCAGCAGCAGCAGCAGCAGCACAUGCACCACCAUCACCACCCUUCAGCCCACUCACAUCCGCAUCAUGCAGCAGCCGCUGUAUUCCACCUGCGUGCACCUGCAGCGAUAGCCAAUGCCAGCAACACCACUGCACCACCCUCGCCAGCCACAUCGCCACUGUCGCCACCCACAUCACCCAGCACUGGCUCAGGCACAGGCGCAGGCACAGGCGCUGGCUCCGGCAGCUGCCAAACGACACAUUCCGAGCCGCAAAGGGACUCGCCCUCGGGCACCACCGCAGCACCAGCAAAUCCAUCGCAUCCAGCGCUGGCAGCACCGCCCCAGCACCAACAGCUUCCACAGCCACAGCCACCGCCGCCACAGGCAAUGCAGCUGCACUUGGGCGCCGGUCCGCAUCCAGUGAUGGGCAGCAUUAGUCCGACAUCCGCCAAUGAGAUGGAUCUGGAGCGGAUUAAGCUGGUGGCCGCGGUUGCCGCGCGCUCCAGUCAAAGCCAAGCGCCCAGCACAUCCACCGCCGCCUCAACCAGCUCCGCCUCCGUCUCGCCCCCUGGUCGCGACUUGAGCGAUUACGGUUUCAGAAUACAGCUGGGCGGCCUGGCGGCAGCAGCAGCUGCAGCGGCAGCCACAUCUCGCCAGAUUGCCGCCGCUAAUUAUGCGCGCAGCGACACCAGCGAAGAGCUCAAUGUGGAUGGCAACGACGAGGAAAGCAACGAUGGCUCCGGAUCGCACAGCACGCCGUCGGUCUGCCCAGUGGAUCUGACGCGCUCCGUGCCGAAUGGCGCGAACAGUGCGAGCACCGCCUCCACCAGUGGAGCCAGCGACAGAGAGGCCACCAAGCGCCUCGCCUUCUCCGUGGAGAACAUCCUGGAUCCCAAUAAGUUCACGGGCAGCAAAUUGCCAGCGACUGCGCCGCCUUUCGGGCAUCCGCGCCAGUGGAGCUACGAUCGGGAUGAGGACAUGCAUGAUCACCUGGACGACGAGCACAGCGAGGAUAUGUCUGCUCAGGAUCUCAAUGACAUGGAUCAGGACGAUAUGUGCGACGAUGGCAGCGACAUAGACGAUCCCAGCAGCGAGACUGACUCAAAGAAGGGCGGCAGUCGCAAUGGCGAUGGCAAGUCCGGCAGCGGUGGCGGCGGCGGUGGGUCCAAGCCGCGUAGGGCGCGCACCGCCUUCACCUACGAGCAGCUGGUUUCACUGGAGAACAAGUUCAAGACAACGCGCUAUUUAAGUGUGUGCGAGCGUUUGAAUUUGGCGCUCAGCCUGAGCCUGACUGAGACGCAGGUUAAAAUCUGGUUCCAGAAUCGACGCACCAAGUGGAAAAAACAGAAUCCGGGCAUGGAUGUGAAUAGCCCGACGCUGCCGCCUCCCACUGGCGGAUCAUUUGGGCCCGGCGCGUAUGCCAGUAGCCUGCUCUAUCCGCACGCCGUGCCCUAUCCGCCAUACGGGCCCUACUUCCACCCCCUCGGCGCGCACCACUUGAGCCACUCGCACUCAUAAAAUUGCAAGAUGCAACAGCGUUUGUUGCAAAUCUUCGAAAAGCGAGCCAAGGACGCCGCCCCCGAGGCGCGACGGCCCGACGCAUUGUAAAUACGAAACUGCUUUAAGUGUUGUUUAGUCUCCCGCCUGUAUAUAGUUCGUGUAUUAUAUUGCAAUUCGUAGCCAACGAAGCCCAAUGAUGUUGCCCAGUCAAUGUUUGACAUAUCUACCCAAUUAUAGAGCCAUGCGUAUGUAAUUACUUUAACAAAUUACGAAUUAUGAGUAUGUAAUUAUUAUGAUACUAAGUAUGUAUGAGUAUGUAACGCUAUGUUAGCAUUUAAGUGGCAAGCA
Drosophila arizonae is the source of this 2732-nucleotide messenger RNA. RefSeq names its product homeodomain transcription factor slouch (gene slou). Lineage: Eukaryota; Metazoa; Arthropoda; Insecta; Diptera; Drosophilidae. Gene Ontology annotation, biological process: regulation of transcription by RNA polymerase II; cell differentiation. The record is from RefSeq and is a predicted model, not a curated record. Gene Ontology annotation, molecular function: DNA-binding transcription factor activity, RNA polymerase II-specific; RNA polymerase II cis-regulatory region sequence-specific DNA binding. Gene Ontology annotation, cellular component: nucleus.